GCCCCCCUCCCCGCUCGUAUUGAAUUUUUUCCUGUUUUACUGCUUUCGCUGAGCUGAGCUUCCCCCCCCCCCCCAUCGGCUGGCUGGUCGGCUGGGUCCGCUUGCUUGGGGUGGGGGUGAGGGGCGAGUGUAUCUAAAAGAGGGCUUGUCUGGGACUAGGUUGGUUCAAAUCUCCACCAAUCAAAAGUUACCCUUUACCCGGACUGGUCUUCAACUCCGCCCCUCAACUUUUGGUUGGUUCUGAGCCUCGUGGGUGCCAAACUUGAGUGGUUCUUAUUAACUCCGCCCCUAUUUCACAUUUUUAUAUAUUUUUUUUUUUUUCGAACGCGAAAAGGUUGUUUCUUGUUGGUUAAUUUCGACUUUAUGCGUACAAUAAUAAAUAGCCAGUUGAUUUUUUAUUAAUUUUUUUUUUUUUUUUUGUGUGAAUUUUUUUUUUUUUUAACUUUUUAUAUAUUGAAAUGUCUCAAUCCAUGCAAACAGCCGACAUGUCCAACUUGAUUCAUCGUCUAAAAGCACGAUUAGCGCUGGCUAAUUAUAAACGAGAACACGGUUACGAGAAUGUCGAUCUACGAACAUUGGAGUCCAGUCUGUAUCAACACAAGGUGUUACCUACAGCGACCGCCUCGAUUACAACAACAACAACAACAACAGGAGCGGGUAAACCCACGCUAGACAAGAAACGUCGUAAAUUGCUAUUAUCACAUCAUCGCUUUUAUCCUACUUCACCACCACUACAACAUAAUGAUAUGGAUAGACUUAUCAAGAAAAACGCGUCCCGUGCUACCGUUCAUCACGUUCCUCUAUCCGAAACACGGUUACAGCAUCAUCACAUACUCGAUGAUAACCGGAAAUUGUCUGCUACUUUGUCUUCUGAUGAUGAAGAUGCUGCGCAUUUAUUAGUUCUUAUGCAUCAAAGUCCCACCAUGGCUUCAUAAGCGGCCAUUUAAUUUAUUUUGUCCACACACACAUAUUUAUCGUUUUUAUAUAUAUAUAUAUAUAUAUAUAUUUACUUUCAUUUUUUUUUUGCAUAACCUUCUUAUCUAAAAUAAAUUAGAUGGCUUCUGUUACACAUACAUCCCACCCCCAAAUUAAGUGGGAGCAUGGUUGCCUCUUCCCAUUCAUCCCGUUACUUCUAUCAGACAACGACCCUUCAAAAUGUGUGC
This is a messenger RNA of Mucor mucedo, 1163 nucleotides long. RefSeq lists its product as uncharacterized. Bases 459 to 935 code for a protein of 158 amino acids. The transcript has 2 exons. NCBI's taxonomy places the organism in Eukaryota, Fungi, Mucoromycota, Mucoromycetes, Mucorales, Mucoraceae. The record is from RefSeq and is a predicted model, not a curated record.